GCCCUCCGCUGAAUUCAGCCACUGGAUCCCAACACACUUGCAGUCGGCGCUUAUGGCCAGGCGCCCGAGGGGUCCAAUCCUUCGACGGCGGCCUGCUCGCCAUGAAGACCGGAUCAGCGCGCUCCCCGACGAUCUCCUCCUCCUCCUCCUGCGCAAGAUCGACACCCACACGGCACUCGGCGCCGGGACGCUCUCUAGGCGCUGGGCCCACCUCCCCCGCCAGCUCCCCGACCUCGACUUCAGGGUCGGCGACAUACUCCCGCCGCGCUAUCACAAAUGGCUCUUCGUCGGCAACGGAUCUGAGUCAGAGUACGGAUGGCAGACCUCGGAGAAGGAGAUCAGGCCUAACAUCCGGCGGUUCGAGCGCCGCGCCAUGCGCUCCUUGGUCAGAUCCGUCCAGAGCUUCUUGGACGCUGGCCAUGACGGUCGGCGGGUCAACAAGCUGAGGCUCGAGUUCUUCACCACCCACAACACCGCCUGCAUCAACCGUCUCCUGGCCAAGGCCAUCGAUGCUUGGGGGGCCGUUUCUCUCGAGGUUCUUGCCAAGCCAAUUCACGGGGAACGGCAAGUCCACGCUUUUCCCAGCCAUGGCCUCUGUGAGGAACCCCGUGCGUCACGACUGCAAAGCCUUAAGCUUGGAGGCUGCGUGCCGCCGCCCCUGCACGAGUACAGCGCGCUCAGUACGCUCGUCCUGCAAGACAUGCCCUUAUCGACACCAGAGGCAGCCUACGAGGGCGUCUUCACCUCGUGCCCGCAGCUGCAGGUGCUGCAUCUCAUCUCAUGUCAGUGCGGAGACCAAAUUGUCGUCGACGCCCCCAGGUCACAGAUAAGGGAGCUGGUUCUGGACAAGUGCCACUUCAUACGGUUAUGCAUGAGGGCCCUUCCCUGUCUCGAGAGGCUAGCCUCCCUGGAAACAAGAGUAUUGUUUGAGUCAGCUUCAUUUCCCUGCCUCACACAAUAUAACCUCAAGUUGGGCUUCGGCGACAAUCUGGGAAAAUUCACCCAGUACUUCGUGAACAUCUUCAAGGCGCAGAUUGGCUUGUUUUUUCGACACACCAGGGAAAUUACUAACCUGCUUAUCAGGUUCACUGGUGCUGUCAGAUGGAUCGUGCCGUCCAGCUCCCCAGCCACAUUUUUACCUAACCUCAGGCGGCUGUUGGUCGCCGAUGUGCCUUCGUCCUGGGAUGUCUCAUGGCCCCGUCUCCUGCUUGAGACAGCGCCUAACCUCCACACCUUUCAUGUACACCUUGAUCCCUCCUUAGCGGAUCCUGGCGAUGAGAUACCCUGGCAACCCACCAUGCUUCGGCAUGAUCACUUGAAAGAGUUUGUGAUGGUUGGUUUUCAAGCAAUGGAGAGGCAGCUUUAUCUUGUCAAAUUUGUUGUGGAAGUAUGCACAGCUCUGUGUCAUGUCGCCUUGUUCAAGGAUGGGCAUGUUCGGGACAAGGGGCACUGGGACUGGGAGCUGGUGACGGAGCAAUACUCGUGGACCCAAGAGGAGAAGGGCGCCCUGCUGAACCAGAUCAUGGAUGGGGUUUCUUCCUCUUCAAUAGUUCCUAGCCAACUGGUUUUUGGCUGAUCAAGUCCUCUCAUGUUUCUUCAUUUGUUUCAAGCAAUCAAGCCUCCAGUCAUGCUUUCCAUAUCCCUAUUUGAUGCCAUGUAAUGUUUUGUGAUCUUCACUCAAACAAUAUGCAAUUGUAGUGUGUUUUUGAAGGAAACUCUAUAGUCUAUUUGUUAAAUAUUUCAUAUCCACUAAGAUUCUAACAAUCUACCAUAAUGAUGCCGGGUAUGAUUAAUUCAAUCCGACUGAGGUUUGCAAAAUUAUUGUGCUUAUUAUAGGAGUUGUGACAACACCAGACUGUUUGGCAGAACACACACUUAUUCCUUUACUUGCAUUAUAUUUGCAUUCUUGCAGCUUCUUUUCACAAAAAAUAGCUAGUAUUGAAUUGUUCAUAUGACAAGCUUUUAUCUAUGAUAAUAAUGCCUGGAAUGAUUGAAUCAAUUUGACUCUUGUUUGCAAGAUUACUCUGCUUAGAGGAGUUGCGGCAACGUUAGACUGUUUGGCAGAACACCGUUAAUUCUUUUCUCCAGCAACCACCAAAUUAGAAAUCAUUGGCAAGCAAUCAAAUUAAAUUGGUCUGGACUAUCACUAUUAUGAUUGAAAUCUAGUUGCUGCCACCAAAGUGAGGACCUCCCAUAAAAUGAUUGAUGUUAGUCAUUUGGUUAAAAUUUUGUAAGCUAUCUUCAGGGGAUCACAUUCUACUUAGCAUUCUAAUAUCUUUCACCUGAGGUAGGAUCUUCUGGAUUGUGUCUCAAUACAAAGCCCAGUAAAUUCACAGGAGUGCCAUGAACCUUGAUAGGUUGCCAUGGAAGAAGGUACUUUCUCAGUGCCUUCCAUGAAUUACAGUCCCAGUUUCUACACAGACUGAACAUUUUGAUGCACUGGAUUGUUUGAAGCUACCUUUACGGAGACUGGACAUUUUGAUGCAGAGCAUUGUUUCAAGCUUCUUUUAUUCAGACUGAACUGUAUGUUUUUAGUAACCAGUCUAUUGUCUUUGACACAUGCUAAAAGAUCUAUGUCCAAACUGCAUAUAGCCUUAUGAUCUGGCCAUAUUUACAAGCAGACCUCCCUCUUUGGUGAUCAAUGGUGCUGUCAGCUAUGCAUCCAAGGAAGGUUUGUUUAUUCCCUUGUUUUUCGUAGGCAGUUUUAUAUCAUUCUUGUUACUGAGUACUGAAUAGUAUCUUUCCCUGCAUGUCUUCGACAGGAUGUGUAAUGCUUUUUUAGACGAAACACAUGUUUGCUUGGGUCAUAUUCAUGUAGACAAACUCAUCGAUGAAUAUUUUGUUAUUCGGUUCAAAUUUGAUGCUUUUCUCGACAUCUUCUAUUGUAUAGUUGUUCAAGUGUCAUUCUAUUGGUUCAACUUUAAUUUAGACAAGGAACUGGUUUAUCUACUUUUUAUUGGCUUGAGCCAUUGCUAUGCAACUAAGUGCUUUCUGCAAUUUCUACUAUUCGUUGGCAUUUUCUUUUCUUUAGACUGGCUGUUUUGCAUUCACUGCUGUAUUGCUCCAUCCUAAUUGUUUUUUUGUUGAGCAUUGCAAACUAUUUAUGGGGCUAAAAAAAGGGGAGACCACUUCCAUGCUAUGCACUUCAGGAUUCUGUAGGGAUUCUACUUGGCAGAGUAGUAGUCGAAUUACUAUGUUUCACACAGCUCUAUUGCAAUUUUUCUGCUUCCUGAUUGGAAAUAAUGGCCUGGAUAUGGGCAGCGGCAGGGGAGAGGAGACCGAGGGGAGCUUUUUUCCAGGGUUUAGAAGGCCUCGGGGCCCUGGAGGGCUGAUAAGCGAUUCGAGGAAAAAUUGAAAGAUGAUGAUUAUAUGUUAACUCAAACUCGUUCGGGUUACACACACACCACUAGUUAACAUAGACCGGCUAUGAGCUGCUAAAAUGUAAGCUGCUAUGUUCCCAACUAUAUGGACCUUUACAAGCCACGCUGAUCGCUUCAUCCACGAUUAAGCAGGCUUGAUAUCUGCCCAGCACGCGAUUGGAGACACAGUCAACCACAUACUGUCAGCCACUUUCAAGGAUAGUGGGAAUAUUAAGACUCGCCGCAAUACUACGGCGAUCUCAUGACUUCACCUUCAGCAGCAUUACUACGGCGAUCGAUUGGGCUCCAGGCCGAGAGGAUUGGUUUCCCAUUCCAGUCACGAACAAUAGCGCCCCAAUGUCCAGUACCUGUUUCAGCUAGGAAAGAAGCAGCAGUGUUUAUUUUAAAGCAACCUGGUUGCGGUUUACACCACAAACGGUAUUGUUGGUUUCCAUCAUUGGCUUGUUCUCCUUAGGGAUUUGUUGGUCAAUUUUACAUUUCCCUUUCCUAUUCCGUUCUUGAGCUCCAUUUUUAGGUGCCAUGCCCUCCACCAAAUAAAAUGAAGUUGGCUUCUCGUGUCUUCUUUCUGAUUUGCAAGUACGUUAAGCACCCAAUCAUGCCCGGAAUAUAUUAGCUCUUCUUCCUUGGGGAUAUCCCAGAACUCUGGCAUGGCUAGACGCAGGGCAUGAUUCUUAGGACAAGACAUAACCGCAUGGUAUUCAGUUUCAGCUUCAAUAUGUGACAGGUUUCUACUGCACUAUUUAUUCUCUUGCAUUAUUUUGGACCCCUAGACCCUGGGUUUCAAGCUUCCAAGCAAACAUUAGAUGUUCGAAAUUUAUGUGACAUGUGAUUACUUAUUUUGAAUGCACGAUUUAGUGCUGUAGUUUGUGCACAAAUUAUACACAGAAACGACUAAUUAAUAAUCUAUCACUGUUAACAAGGUACAGAAUCAUUCGAACAGCCUAACAUAAUCGACCAACAUGUACCAUCGUGAAUCAGUGUCCACUGGUAGUCUGGUACACGUCAAGAAUGUUGGAAUUAAUAGCCUUCAUCUAGAUUGUGCCCAGUUAAAUUUCAAAAAUUAGAGAGAAAUCAAUGGGCUGGGCAGGAGUUUUGUCUAAACCGCAUCUCCUUCUAUUUUUCCGCCGAGCAGUUUAUUACUCUUAUCCACCCGCAUGAACUGCUCAUACGUUUAGCUGCCGACCUUCUCCCAUGCCUUUCCAUACAGCAGCUUCUACACCCCAGGUACUGUUAGCCUAUUCAGAGUUUAAGCCUGCACUAGCUUUUACAUUCUUUGUAUUUUCCCAUUUUGUUGGAUGUCCCUGAAGGGACACUUCGAUAUGUAUGUUUGCCUUGGUCGUGCUUUGCAUAUCAUUUGGUAAGACAGUAAGCAUUAUAUUUUUCUAUCUUUUCAGAUCAAGCUGGGGGAAUAAUGCCAUAUUUACCAAUGUCCUCCUCGGAGAUCAGUGAAGCGGCCCAGGAUCUGCUGUUGCAACAGGCUAGUAUGGAGACAAGCGAAGCGAGGGAAUGGGGGAAGGAGGAGGGUGAAUGGAAACUAAACCCUAAACCCUAGUUUUCCUGUUCUAGUAGUUAAUGACACUGCAGUUUACUUUUUUUUGCUACUUGAAGAAACUACAAUCCAUAAUUUGUGGGCACACCAAUAUUCAUAAUUUUUACACACACCAGGCAGUUAUUACAAAAAAGGCAAAUCAGAAGUGUGCAUAGAUCAGACCUUCUUGUUGAGAUGGUAGUGGAGCUAGUAUUGUUUUUGUAGCUCUAUCCCAGAGUGCACUAUUUUUCAUUUAUGUCGCACUGUUAACAAAUUUGCACCUUUGUUGUCACCCAGGUUUUCAUGUCAUGGGAGACUUUCUCCGAAGUGUGCUUACACAUACUAUAUAUAUGGAUGUACUUUGCUAUACAAACCUCUACCUGACAGCAAACCAUUUUCUGGGAGAGAUGAUGUUGAAAAUGUGAUGCCAUUAUCUGAUAACCUCGCUUAAACUCUUCACUCGCCGGAAUAAAAAUGCCUCCCACGCGGCUCGAUGCGCUGCGUGGUGGUUGCCCCGUGGCAGAAGGCUGGGCACGACUGGUGAUGUAGAGGGCAGACGCCGUGUGUUAUUGUCUGAUGGAGGCACCCCUUUGUAGUCGCCAUGGUCUCAUUCCAGGGAGGAAGAUCAUGAUGAGGCAUGAGGUGAUCCCAGAACUCCGAUUAAGAAAAAGAUGGAGCCGCCUGGGGUAGCGAUUCAUACAAGCUAAAUCUUCUAAUCAAUGGUGGGCUGUGAUAUGGAGAGAGAGGAAGUACAUGUACCAUGUAUGUUGAUGAGUUGGCACAAUAUAUAUGGAGAAAACCUGCUAACUGCAAAGAAAACCCGGUUCAAAACUUAUCAAAAAGGGUAGAAGGUUCAAUUCUAAACGGUUUAUAGAAUUCAGGAUUGAAGAUUGAACUAAAGUAAAAUUGAGGGUCGUAGGUUGUAAUCUGAACUGAGACGAGUUUAGGGAUAAAUUGAACUUCUCUCUACUUUUGUACACCCACUCAUGGGUAUGGUUGUUUCCGUCGUUGUCUAUUUAUUUCUAGAGAUUCGUGCCCACCAUGGUAGAUGUAAAUAUUUCUUCUCUCUUUAUCCGAAUCUAAGCACAAUGAUCGAUGACAAAAACAUACACCUACACACCUACACGUGGGUGUACAAAACCCACUCUUGUACUGCAUUUGCAAAUCAAAUGUAUUGCUUUAUGAGAGCCUUGAAUGCAUCUUUUUUAUUUUUUAAACUGGUGUUAUGUGGUACAAUAUUUUUGGUUCAGCUAUUAGCCAUCUAGGCUGAUAUAUUUAUUUCUUCCAUUCUUAUUCUGUUCAGAUUUUGAUCCACUGCAAGCACUUCAUCUUCCUCAAUCAUCUCACUAGGGAUGUAAACGGAUCGGAUCGGAUAUUGCUCU
Messenger RNA from Lolium perenne, 6290 nucleotides. The record is from RefSeq and is a predicted model, not a curated record. NCBI's taxonomy places the organism in Eukaryota, Viridiplantae, Streptophyta, Magnoliopsida, Poales, Poaceae.